This is a messenger RNA of Plasmodium gaboni, 426 nucleotides long. Its product is annotated as putative FAD-linked sulfhydryl oxidase ERV1. The transcript has a single exon. Gene Ontology annotation, molecular function: flavin adenine dinucleotide binding; flavin-dependent sulfhydryl oxidase activity. The coding region runs from base 1 to 426 and encodes 141 amino acids. Lineage: Eukaryota; Apicomplexa; Aconoidasida; Haemosporida; Plasmodiidae. The record is from RefSeq and is a predicted model, not a curated record. Gene Ontology annotation, cellular component: mitochondrion.
AUGAAUAUUGAAAAGUGCUAUGAACAGUCAUGUAAGAACAGAGAUAAAAAGAAUGAAUCUAAUGUAAAUGGUUUAUAUGAAAAUAAGAAGAAACAAAUAUAUCCACCUGAUAGAGAUGAAAUUGGUAGAGCAUCCUGGUUGAUUUUACACACAAUAUCUGCUAACUAUCCAGAUAAUCCAUCAGAAAAUGAUAAAAUAAAACAUACGAAAUUUUUUUAUGCUUUUUCAAAUUUAUAUCCUUGUCAUAUUUGUAAAUUAGAUUUAUUAAAUAUUUUAAAAAAAUAUCAUUUAAAUUGUAACAAUAAAAUUAAGUUUUCAACUUUUAUUUUUAAUUUACAUAACAUUAUCAAUCAAGAAAUUGGCAAGGACCUCUAUCCAUGUCAAGAUAUACAAACCAUAAUUGACAAGUACAAAACGGUCGAUUAG